Molecule: messenger RNA, 1486 nt
Organism: Paramecium sonneborni
Lineage: Eukaryota; Ciliophora; Oligohymenophorea; Peniculida; Parameciidae
Source: the annotation of a GenBank genome assembly
UAAUAAUGAUAAUAAGGAAAGCGAUGUAAAAGGGAUUCAGUACUGUUUAUAAUUUGAAAUAAUUUAGACAUUAAGAAAUCCCAUAAAAUGUAAGUGUAGAUAGAGAAUUUGGAGACACUAUAUUAUAAAAUGGAAUAAGGGUAUGUACAGAAUUUUGGCCAUCUGAAUUAGCACAGUAAUAAUAAUAUUGAAGAUAAAAGCAUUACAAUUUAUAUUAAAUGUGGAAGUAGAAAUGAAACAGAAGUAACAAGUGGAACAGCACAUUUUUUAGAGCAUUUACAUUUCAAGGUAGUGAAGACAACUAAAUAUUAAAGGGAACUGGUAGAAGAAGUAGAGAUCGAUUGGAAUGUGAUGUUGAGAAUUUUGGUGGAUAAUUAAAUGCUUAUACUUCAAGAGAGAAUACAUCAUAUACAAUAAAUGCUUAAAAAAAUAAAGCUGAAAAUGCUGUUGAAAUUUUAGGAGAUAUGCUUACAAAUUCAAUUUAUGCUAAAUCAGAUGUAGAAAGAGAAAGACAUACUAUCUAUAGGGAAUUAUUUGAAACAAGAAAAAUGUAAUUUGAAACUUUGAUUGAAAUAUCUCAUCGUUCAGUAAGGAUUUAUUUGUGAUUUUAAAGGCUUACAAAAAUCAUUAAAUGUCAUUACCAAUCUUAGGAAAAAUUUAAAACAUGUAUUCCAUUACUAGAGAAAUGAUUACAGAUUAUCAUAAAAAUAAUUAUUAUGGAGAAAAUCUUAUUGUUUGUGGAGUAGGUAAUAUUAAAUAAGAAUAAUUAUGUGAAUAUGUUACUAAACAUUUCAGUAAAAUUCAUAAGAACAAUUAAUAAAAUAAAUAAGAAAUUCCAGUCAAUUUUUAAAGUGAAGUAUUUUUAAUGUAAAGUGAAUUAACAGAAGAUAUAAAUGUAGGUUUAUUUUAUUAAGGACCUGAAUGGACUGAUCCUCAUUAUUAUCAUUUUUUAAUUUUAUAAAGACUUUUAGGAGAUAAACCAUCUAAUUUUUUGGAAGCUGCAAUAUUUGAAUAAUCAACAUUAAAUUCAUUUUAAAAACUUUUAUUAGAUUAUCCAGAAAUUACAACAUAAAAGGCUGUUUAUACUCCUUAUAAAGACACAGCAUUAUUUGGUAAUUAUUUUGUUGUCAAUCCAAAUUAAUUGGAUUCUUGUAUAGAAGUAUCUAAAAGAAUUUUUGAAGAUUAUGCAAAUUAAAUAUCUUCUGAAGAAUUGUAGAGAUCAAAAAGAAGAUUGUUUAUUGAAUUAUGUUAACAUGAAACAGGAAAUGAUAUUUCAUAAGCUAUAGCAAAUUAAAUUCUUUAUUUUGAUAGAAGAAUUUACAGAUAAGAAAUUGCAUAAAAUCUAGCAAAUUUGACAGAAAAAGAUAUUUAAAAUUGUGUUAAAAAUUGGAUAUUAAACAAAUAGCCAUCAUUAACAAUUUGGGGUAAAAUUGAUCCAGUUUUGAAAAAAUACAAAUUUGAUUCAAGUUAAGUUGGAACACACUGA